CUGGUGUGGAUUAUCCUUCAUCAAGCUCAAUCAUCCUCAAUAGCAUGACCCUCAACGGGUUGGAGACGGCAUACUGUGCCCAAGUGGGAGGCCCUUAUAGAUCCCCCUCUAUAAAAAUUGUUGACGAGAUCAGGUUCCAAGAGUUACAAGUGCGUGGCAAAAAAUAUAUAGAAAAUUCGACUCACAAAGAAAUGCAAGAGGUCACCAUUGAAUUCUUAGAUGUUGCUGUAUCCAUUAAAAUUUACAUGGAUGGUGCAGGUGUGGAAGAAGGGGAAGGAAAGGGAGAAGGAAAGGAAGGGGAGGAGGAUGGAGGGAGGGUAAGGGAGGAAGGGGGAGAAGAAGGCGAAGAUGAAUAUGAAGACGGGAAUCGUAGAAGUCAGUCGAAGCUUCGAGCAAAGUCAAAUUACUAUCUAGAAUUCGUUGGUUGGAGGAGCUUGGAAUACUACGCGGUAGCUGGACCGGAAAACCCAUUGUAUCGUCUGAUAGUAGGAUAUGCCGUUGAUGAAAUUCCUCGUGCAAUAGUUGAUUAUUUGUACCGGGUGUUAGAUCAAGCGAUUGCUAAGGUAGACAGUUCUGAUUCGUACGCGGCGACUACUGAACAAGAAGAAGGAGCAGUUAGAGCAGGCGUUCCUGAACACAAUAUAGAUAAAGGACAUGACGACGAUGUACAUUAUGAAGACGAUUAUGACUCGUCGGAACGUCUUGCAUGCAAGAAGAAUAAACACAAUUGUAAAAAGAUAAAGAAAAUUCUCAGGAAGAAAAACAAGAAUCGUCUCCGUGCCCAUCGCAGGCAACACCGUUACGCUGUUUAUUUCCCUGUUGAAUCAAGUGAUAAUAAUCCCAGUGACGGUGGUGACUCUAUCCAAGAAAGAAAUGUUCUUGGUGAUCGUGACCAAAGCGGUGACGUUGGUGGCGGUAGCAUAGACAAUGAAAGAGGCCUCGAUGGCAUAGGCAAUGGGGGUGACACAUUUAUAGACGGAAACGUAGAUAAUCAAAACGCGGAAGAUGGCGGUACCAGCUUCAACGACGGGAAUGAAAACAAUGGCCCAGGAAUCUAUACAGAUGACAAUGUAAAUAAUUAUAAACCAAGUGGUGGCACUGGCAUUUAUUCAACCGGAAAUAGAAAUUACGAUGUAAAUAACAUUUUCUCAGAAGGAAACGUAAAUUAUAGCAAUUCAAAUAAAAGGGAUGAUAUGUAUAUAGGUGAAAGUGACAUCAGCGGUGGCGGUAGCGUUAAUAACAUGGGUUACGAAAAUCUUAACUUGCAGAACAAUUAUAGCAAUAACAACAGAAAAAGUAAUAUAUUACCCAACGAAAAGAUCAAGUCAUAAAACCAAACACAAACGAACACAAAUAUUAAAAAAACUGAAUAUAAAACCUUGAAAAAAACUCCAAACUGAAAAUAAUGAUAAUAUUAACAACAUAGGAAUCGAAGCUAUAAUAAUGAGAAUUGCAAUGUGUAUGAAAUGAUGGUGAAAACCACUGAAAAAGAUCCUAAGAAGAAGUUAUAACAACACUAAUAAUAUUUUAUACACACGCAAAUAUUCCAAAUAUCAAGCCACUUUCGCCUUAGAUAUCCUGAAACAUUUCUAAUAAUAAUAAUGCAUUCAGUUAGUACUUGGUGAACGUAAACAUUCCUUUCAAAGUAUCGUAUCUCAAAAUACUUUUGAAUGUUAGAUCUGUGCACCCAUGUAAGCCGUAAAGGCGAUACGAUACGAUAUUAUAAUACCGCAAUUCAUAACAAUCCUUCAAAAAGAUUGUCUACCAAUCUUAACGUCAAUUUUAGUAUGUAUGUAUAUAUGUAUAUAUAUACAUAUUAAAAUAUAAUAUUUCUUAUUAAAAUAAGAAAUAAAUCACAGUAAAAUGUUACAAUUCUGACUGUAUCUUGUUACGCCUUAGUUAUGAAUUUUAUAAAAAAAUGUUAAUCUGGUUUGUGAUUAAAUCAUUACAAAAUCAUAUUUUAAAUGCACCUAAGAGUGCACAAUAGUAUUUUAAUGAACUUUUAUAUAUUAGUCAAGGUCAAAGUCAAAUAAUCAUUUAUUCCAUAAGUAAAAUUUUUAAAAUUGAAAACGUCAUUUUUUAAACUACUGCUCGUUCACCAAGUUG
Molecule: messenger RNA, 2106 nt
Organism: Hyposmocoma kahamanoa
Lineage: Eukaryota; Metazoa; Arthropoda; Insecta; Lepidoptera; Cosmopterigidae
Exons: 3
Coding region: 45-1331 (428 amino acids)
Source: RefSeq, a predicted model, not a curated record